AUGCCCAAAAAGAAGCAAGAAAUGUCUCAGGUGUACAGUCAGAACAACGAGUUCAUAUUUGGUGAGAAGGGAGGUAAGGGGAAAAACCUCCUGUCAUUCUUGAAAAAUCUAUCGCUUACCGGGAGUCCGAGCUCUCUGCUGCGUCAAGGAAAUAGAGGGGGUGAUGCAGAAAGCCUACGGGAGGUCAACAGCAACAUUUAUGGCAACUUGUCGUACGGCAUUGGCGCUCAAGAUCAUGGAGGAGGUGAGAUCGGUCAGAGGCCAAUGAUGGCUAGCAGAGGCUCAAAGUCUUCACGAUCCAUAUCUGCUAGUCAGACACGGAGCUCGACGGGCUCUCACGAUGGCACAGACGAAAAGCAAACAAGUAGGCUGUCCUCGCCUUUUACUAUCAGUCGAGCUGUGAGUGGAUCAGGAUACUCCCCAAGAAAUGCUUACAGACGACCAACAUAUACGGACCUAGACGAUGAUUGGGAUGCAGCAAUUGACGAGGUCAACCUGAAGAACUCACGCAUAAAGCCUCCUAAACAAGAGCAUUUAGCCAGCUUGAGCUCAGAGGAGCGUCGGUCUAGCUCUACGGGCGUCGUUGAUUCGCUCUACCCUGAAUUGACCAUGAGCUCCGGUGCUGGUGCCUCUUUGGCGAAGGAGCUGAUGGACUCUCAAGACAAAGAGAUGAAAAACGAGAUACAAAAGCUUAACUCCAUCCACACCAGAUUCAGUAAGUUCCAAAAGGUUCUUGCUGAGGAUGAUAGUGGUGUAAACAUGCGAGACCUAAGGAAGUUGGCCUGGAAUGGAAUCCCGUCGGAGCUUCGAGCUCUUUGUUGGCAAUUGCUCUUGGGAUACUUACCUACGAACAAAACAAGACAAAGCUCCACCCUCAAGAGGAAAAGACAGGAGUAUCUUGAUGGUCUCAAAGAUGCAAAUGCUGGCUCCAUGUUUGAUGGAACGGUAACGCCGAGCAAUGAGUCCUCAGGCCUGUUGCCUGCCUCCAAUAAUAGAGACAACAGUUUGAACAAAGAAAAGCAACUUCAUCAUCAGAUCAAAAUUGAUGUCAAAAGGACCAAUCCAAGCAUUAAACUCUUUGGAUACGAUGCAACGCAGAGAUCACUUCGUAAAGUGUUAUACUUGUGGGCCAUUCGUCAUCCUGCCAGUGGUUAUGUGCAAGGUAUAAACGACUUGUGCACCCCGUUCUACCAAAUCUUUUUAUCAAACUACAUUUGGCAGUUGCAGCUUAAAAAAGCAUUUGACGCCGGACAUGGCGAUGAUCCUAGCUCUCUCUUCAUUCCCGGACUUAUAGACGAGACAGGAUCUGACACGUUUGAGAAUGAGAUUCUUCUGGACCCACAAUUGCCCACGUUUACAUGGGAGAAUUUUGAUAGUGGGAAGCUCUCGCCAAGAGUGACUGCAAUUAUAGAAGCUGACACUUACUGGUGUCUUUCGAGACUUCUUGACAACAUCACUGAUAACUACAUCCAUGAGCAACCGGGAAUUAUAAGACAAGUCAAUGAUUUGAGGAAUCUCAUUUCAAAGAUUGAUGUGUCACUUCUUGAACAUCUCGAAAGUGAGGGAGUCGAAUUCAUUCAGUUUGCAUUUCGCUGGAUGAACUGCCUACUUAUGAGAGAACUCUCAAUAGGACUCAUUGUGAGAAUGUGGGAUACUUAUCUAAGCGAGACACCUUUAGGAUUCAACAACUUCCAUGUGUAUGUUUGCGCAGCAUUUCUCAUAAAGUUCACAAAUGAGCUUAAGCAAAAAGACUUCCAGGAAAUACUUCUUUUCCUUCAAAACCCGCCAACCUCCGUCUGGACUGAGAAAGACGUUGAAUUGAUGUUAAGCGAAGCCUUCAUUUGGCAAAGAAGAACAAUUUUGGCAUCGACUAUUGCUAAGCAGUAUGUCACUGAGAUAACAUCGCAAGUCAAAGCAUUGAGCUUUAAACCAAAGUUGGUUGGUUUUUUGGCCAAUGAUGACAGUGCUGCUGAAAUGUAUGCCAACUGGUCAGCGAAAACCUGUGAGCUGAUGGGCUUUGAGUACGAGUUGAGAAGAAGGGCCAAGCACGAUCUUGAGAGUGCCUUGAUUCAAGCCAACAACGAUGACAAGGUCGAUGGUAUAAUGGUUUACUUUCCUAUUUUUGGUGACAAGCAAGAUCAAUAUCUUCAACAACUCAUUUCGACUGAGAAGGACGUUGAAGGUCUCAACUUUUUGUACUACCACAACUUGUACCAUAAUAUCAGAUUUUUGGACCCACCCACGAAUGAGCAAAAGUCCAUUCUACCUUGCACACCAUUGGCUAUGGUGAAGAUCUUGGAGUACUUGGGCGUCUACAACAAGCACUUGCACUACGGUAACCGUCUUUACGGUAAGAAAGUUUUGGUGGUGAACCGUUCCGAAAUCGUCGGUAGACCGCUUGCUGCCCUUUUGGCCAAUGACGGCGCAACGGUUUUUUCUCUCGAUAUCAACAAUAUUCAACAGUUUACCAGAGGCGACGACUUGCUGAUGCAGAGACACAAAGUUAUCGACUUGGAUCUGAAGGAAUACCCGCUUGAGAAAGUGGCCCCUCAAUGUGACGUAAUUAUCACCGGCGUGCCCUCGGAAAAUUACAAAUUCCCUACCGAAUUGGUCCCUAACGGAGCCGUUGUGAUAAACUUCGCGAGUGCCAAAAACUUCAACGAAGAGGUGAAGCAGAAAGCCGGCUUAUACGUUCCUCUGAUCGGAAAAGUCACCAUCGCCAUGCUUCUUAGAAACUUACUCCGUUUGAUCAACAACAAAAAAAUCCGUGUGGAGAAAGCUAGCGGUGGUGGUACCGGUGCCGCCGAUGCUUCUUCUGAGACCGGUCCCGCCGUUGAACGUGGGGCAGAAGGUAACAAAGCGGAAUAG
Molecule: messenger RNA, 2868 nt
Organism: Candidozyma pseudohaemuli
Lineage: Eukaryota; Fungi; Ascomycota; Pichiomycetes; Serinales; Metschnikowiaceae
Gene: GYP1
Product: Gyp1p
Exons: 2
Coding region: 1-2868 (955 amino acids)
Biological process (GO): activation of GTPase activity
Cellular component (GO): Golgi apparatus
Molecular function (GO): methylenetetrahydrofolate dehydrogenase (NADP+) activity; GTPase activator activity
Source: RefSeq, a predicted model, not a curated record